CACACGAGCGCCGCUGUGAGCUCUGUGUGCCUCAAGUUUGCUCCCUUGAGCUCCAGCCGAGCACUUACACGUGUGUAGCCAGACAAAGGGAGCUGAUGUGCGUGUUUUGUCCAUGAGGAAACUGUGGAUGAGGUCAGCGCGCUCUGGGAAGUGAAGAGGCUUGUGUUUGGACAGAGAUGUAUCCGCCGCACACUUGAUCUGACCACACAAAAGACGUGCUCUGAGCCGCUUACCUGUGUGAACACACCUUGGACACACACACACACACACACACACACAAGUGCUGCUGAGUGAGUUUACGUUACCGUAGCCGCAUGGGGUUUGUGAAGAAAUAACGGCUUCACGGACAACUGCUGUAGUUACGUUAGGCCUCUCCUCUAAACUCAGCCUCACCGGACACGGUCUCUCAUCCACCAGGAGAAAUGGGUCUAAUUUUCGCAAAACUGUGGAGUUUCUUUUGUAAUCAAGAACACAAGGUGAUUAUUGUGGGUCUGGACAAUGCUGGGAAAACCACUAUACUUUAUCAGUUUUUAAUGAAUGAGGUGGUGCACACAUCUCCUACAAUUGGCAGCAAUGUGGAGGAAAUAGUGGUGAAGAAAACCCACUUUCUGAUGUGGGAUAUCGGUGGUCAGGAGAGUCUUCGCUCCUCUUGGAACACAUACUACUCCAACACUGAGUUCAUCAUACUGGUAGUGGACAGUACUGACAGAGAAAGACUAGCCAUUUCUAAAGAAGAGCUCUACAAGAUGCUAGCACACGAGGAUCUGCGCAAAGCUGCAGUGUUGAUCUUUGCAAAUAAGCAGGAUAUGAAGGGUUGUAUGUCUGCAGCAGAGAUUUCCAAAUACCUGACCCUCAGCUCCAUCAAGGAUCAUCCCUGGCACAUCCAGUCCUGCUGUGCGCUCACUGGAGAAGGGCUCUGUCAAGGUUUAGAGUGGAUGACCUCGAGGGCCGGGCUCAGAUAGCCUCUUAUUCUACUUGUUGGACUGAUUGACAGUGAUUCCCACCUGCUCCGGUGGAGUCAUAGGCUCACCCCAUUGGCUGCUUAUAUUUUAUUUUUAAUCUCUUUAUCAGAAUUGCCACUCUACAUUUGAACUCUCUGGACACCUACCUCAGCUGGGAUUUAUCAGUUACAUGAAUCUGGUUUGACGGUCUUGUCGAUCAAUACUAUAUCAGGAACGACUGGAUUUUGUACUGGGUGUAUAACAGAAGAUCUUCAAAGUGUCAAGUAUUUGAACUGUAAGAGAGUCACUACAGUGCUGGUAUGAGUUUGUGAGGAGGGACUCUGCCAGUGGAACAGAUGUUCUCCAGAGAAGUGUAUUAAGCUAAUCGUGUAUGAUGUUCUUUAAAUGUACUGGGAAGAAAUUAUUUGAAGGGUCAAAAUGUAACUUUUUCACAUGAUGAAUCUUUGGGUCAAUUAUUGCCAUUGUUUGUUUUUGGUUAAGCUUUUUGGGUAUCAAGUGUUUAAAGUGCCACUGAUACCCAACAACACCACUCACUACAUAUCAUGAAAACACCUGAGCAUAUCACUUAGUGCACAUUACCUCAAUCAUUAGUUACAGCAGAGGGUGCUGUUGCCCUUUCAGAUGUGGCCAUUACAGCUUGAAACCUCAUUUAUGUGAGAUGCAGUUUAAAGAAGGACACCAGGUAUGAUUAUCGCUGCAAUAUAAAGCAGAGUGACAUCUUGUUUUUCAAGCAAAUUGAUUUUGAAAUGGCACACAUCGGAAAGCAGCAGUUGGCUGGAUUUACUGAAAUGUCUGAGUGUGUGUGUGUGUGUUUGUGAGGCCAACAUCACUGCUGGUGAACUUGCAUGUUUUUAAAUAACCAUGGAGGCAUUCUCCUUGCUGGAUUGUGGUUAAAGCAUAAAGGUCCUUCAGUUAUUAUGAGGAAAUUAUGUUCAUAUGUAGCUCAGUAUUAUGAUUUUUAGUUUUUUUUUUGUAUAAGUUUUUUUUUUCACAACCCACUUGGUGCAAAUAUUCUUUGCAGAUGAUCUUCACUGUUCAACUAGCCAUUAAAUAGCGGUGUCUGUUACUAUUUAAGUGAUUGUCUGUUCAUUCAGAUUUGUUAAUAUCUGGACAUGUUCUUUUUUUGUCUUUUUUUUUAUUUCAGGUUAUAUGGUACAAUAAGUGUGCUGCAUGAGCACUAGUUCUUAUUUGUUUGCAUGGUGAUUUUGCCAACAUGCUUUUUGGUUCUAGCUGAAACUCCUGUGUUUUCACUUACUAAUUUUGUUUUUCCAUGCUCUGUGCUCAGUUAAGAGGAAACUCUUGGAUGCAGAGACUACAAAUUGGUGCUCUCAAUGAACAGAUGUAUUUUGUUCCCAACAUGGAAAUCUGUUUGCAUAAUUGUAAUUGGCUGAUGAUCCAGGCAAAUCAACCCUAUGGACCUGUCUCUUUCUGUUUAGUAAAGAUUUUUCAUGGUGACUCUUGAGGUCAUUACCUGACUGUUGUGGAUGUGAUUUUUAAUGGUCAUUAAAAUGUCACAUGGAGACUUAAAUGAAUUUGACUGCUGUGACCAUUAACAUAAAAUGUCAUUGGUGAGAUUUAUGUUAGAUCUUUCUUUCCACAAUCACCGUCUAAAGCAGUGUGUAUCAGUGUGUGUCAUGCAUCUUUACAAACCUGAUAUGAGUUUAUAUUAGAUCAUACCAUGUUGAACAGAGGUCCUUUGGACAAAAACUAUUUAAAAGUGGAUAUGUGGCUUACCCGUCAGAAUGGGACUGAUGUGUUUCUGCCAAUGGCUCAGAAGAGUGUAAGAUUCAGUUUCAUUGCUAAAGUUGAUGGUCAAACCAUUUGGUUCUCAGAUGUGCCAUUUCUAAAUGAGCAGGUGAAUCUGUUGCAACUUUGCUAAUUCUUAUAGUUUUAUAAUAAAAGCUUUUAUUUUGAAAUCUGAAU
Molecule: messenger RNA, 2885 nt
Organism: Carassius auratus (goldfish)
Lineage: Eukaryota; Metazoa; Chordata; Actinopteri; Cypriniformes; Cyprinidae
Gene: arl8
Product: ADP-ribosylation factor-like 8
Exons: 6
Coding region: 423-962 (179 amino acids)
Molecular function (GO): GTPase activity; GTP binding
Source: RefSeq, a predicted model, not a curated record